GGCCGGCGCCGGGGGGGCCGGGAGGGAAGGACCCCCACCGCGUGGAGGCAGCCCGCCGCCGGACAAAAGCAUGGUGGAUGUGAAGGCGGCGUCAGGAAGAACACCGGCGGAGACCUGCGGCAGCCUGGCAAGGAGCAUCGGCAGCCGGCACAUGUUGCAACAAACUCGGUGAGAGGAAGGCAGAGGCGCAGUCUCUUGGCAUGGAUGAAACUUAGGCCAGCGCAGCUCCAGUUCAGUGACCAUAUGAGAAAUGAGUGUUGGACGCAGAAGAUUAAAACUGCUGGGAAUUCUGAUGAUGGUAAACAUUUUUAUUUAUGUGAUUGUGGAAGUCUCAAAAAGCAGCAGCCAAGAGAAGAAUGCGAAAGGCCGUGUUAUUAUACCACGCAGCAAAUUCUGGAGAAAAUACACUCCUCACAAAGCUUAUUGGAACAGACAGCAACAGAAACUUGAGCUGCUGUACAACCCUAUUCUGACCUUGCUCUCCAAUAUGACUGUGGAAGAGAACUUGGUUUCUAACUCGAGUGUUCUCAGUUCCUGUGAUCCUGACCCAUGGGUACAUUCAGAGGUUAGUGACUUUGCAACCUUGCCAGACAGAUUCAAAGACUUUCUACUUUAUUUGAGGUGUAGAAAUUACUCAUUAUUAAUGGAUCAGCCAAACAAGUGCAAACAUAAACCAUUUCUGCUGCUGGCUAUUAAGUCGCUUACACCCCAUUUUGAUAGAAGGCAAGCAAUUAGGGAAUCCUGGGGGAAGGAAAUACAAUCAGGGGAUGUGACAGUCAAAAGGGUCUUCUUACUUGGACAGACCCCACCAGAGGAUAAUUUCCCUGAUCUUUCAGGCAUGAUAAAAUUUGAGAGUGAAACCCACCAAGACAUUCUCCUCUGGAACUACCGAGACACUUUCUUCAACUUAACUCUGAAAGAGGUGCUGUUUCUCAAGUGGGUCAGCAGCAGUUGUGCAGAUGUCCAGUUUAUUUUUAAGGGCGAUGAUGAUGUUUUUGUGAAUACCAAUCAGAUCCUGGAUUACUUGAAGAGCUUAUCAAAGGAAAAAGCCAAAGACUUAUUUAUAGGUGAUGUGAUCAAAGAUGCUGGACCUCAUAGAGAAAAAAAAUUGAAGUACUACAUCCCAGAAAGUGUUUAUGAAGGUUCGUAUCCUCCAUACGCAGGGGGUGGUGGGUUUCUGUACUCUGGUGAUCUGGCAUUAAGACUGAACAAUGCAUCAGACCAGGUACUCCUUUACCCUAUUGAUGAUGUUUAUACUGGAAUGUGCCUUCAGAAGCUUGGGCUUGCUCCGGAAAAACACAAAGGCUUCAAAACAUUUGACAUCGAAGAGAAAUACAGAAAUAACAUAUGUUCCUACACAAACUUAAUGUUAGUACACAGUAGAAAACCUCAAGAAAUGAUUAAGAUUUGGACACGCUUGCAAGAUCCACACUUAAGUUGUUGAAGUAAUGUGCAUAAAUGUCAUAAGUCAAAAUAAGCUUCCAAGUUGGGGUCUGACUUUCUGGGUGGACCACUGAAGCUCUGUUUAAUUUUAUCUGGAAACUUUUUUCCAUACUUCUGAAAAUGAGUAUAAUAGUAAAAUUUGAGGGGAUGGCUUGAAGACUUGGUCCUGACUUUUCCACUGCUCUGGUGGUCAUUAUGUUUCAAUAUUUGUCUUAAUUUUACAAAGGACUUCAAGUAUGUAACUAGCUGUCAGUGACUGGUUAGCUGUAUUGGAAACAGGGAUUACCUACUACAAUGCAUCUUUCAUUAAUUGUGAUGGUGGAAGAUAAAUUUUUUUCCUUGAGUAGUGUUUGUGUGUGGAAACCACUGUAAAUUGAAAAUUCACAAAUUGGAGGAAUGUAGUUUUACUUUAUGAAACACUCUCAUAAGACUUUAACUAUUGAAUUAUUUAAUUUAUAGUUUUCAGGUUUUUUGCACCCUGGAACAGUAUUUUAUCCUUCCCUUUUGUGCAAAGCGUGCCUAUGUCUAAAGGAUUUACCCUUUUAUUAACUAGAUGCUUUUUUCUACCCAAAAAAAAAAAAAAAAAAACAAACCAAAAAAAAAAAAAAAAAAAAAAAAAAACCCAAACAUAAUACUCCUUGAAACAUCACAUAAAAGAGCUGAAUAUAUAAGGAGAAAGAAGAAAUCUUGUUUUGGGCUGGGCAGUAGGUUUAGUUAGGUCUGCCCCCUAAACCAGGCUUGUGUGGGGUAAAGCUGACUUUGUUACUCAUGUUGUUUAUGUGAAAAGCUACUCUGGUCAGUCCUUGUUUUUUUUGUUUUGGCACUAAAUGUGAUCAGGUAGCUUAAUUUGAUGCAAAUAACUGAAAUUGCACAUUGCUUACGAGAGCGUGGUUUGGCUCUCCUAUCAAGCAGUAGCAAAUCUAGAAUUGUGCAGAUCCUAAGAGUUUCAAAUCUUGAAACACACUUUGAAGUUGCAUGAUGCCUCAUGUAGAGUUAAACAUGUUCUCAAAACUCAAAAUUCUCUUCUGUAUUUCCACAUCUUGCUUAUAAGAGUUAUUCUAAAUAGUGGUUGCUUCCUUUGUAUAUGUAGAAGUGCCUGUCUAUUUAUUGUUCAGAUUGAAGACCAAAACAUUUUCUUAAAUAUAUUUUGUGUAACAUUUUAUUUGUAUAGUGUUGUCACUCAGAUAUUUAAAUAGAGCAUGGUAUUUUAAAUCUGUGAGAUGUGUAACAUGUUAAAUAAAGCUAAUUGUUAUUUUUGAAUUUGAAAAAUAAAAUGUGAUUUGAAUA
Molecule: messenger RNA, 2730 nt
Organism: Calypte anna (Anna's hummingbird)
Lineage: Eukaryota; Metazoa; Chordata; Aves; Apodiformes; Trochilidae
Gene: B3GNT2
Product: UDP-GlcNAc:betaGal beta-1,3-N-acetylglucosaminyltransferase 2
Exons: 3
Coding region: 251-1444 (397 amino acids)
Cellular component (GO): membrane
Molecular function (GO): hexosyltransferase activity
Source: RefSeq, a predicted model, not a curated record